Molecule: messenger RNA, 852 nt
Organism: Lates calcarifer (barramundi perch)
Lineage: Eukaryota; Metazoa; Chordata; Actinopteri; Centropomidae
Product: secreted protein C
Exons: 4
Coding region: 73-690 (205 amino acids)
Source: RefSeq, a predicted model, not a curated record
CUUUAAAAUCACCUGGAUGUCUGACUGAGCUGUGACUGGGAGACAAAGACUUCCUCCAGAUUAUAAUCCAUCAUGUUUUCCUUCAAAAUGCUCCUCUCUGUUCUGGCUCUGACUCUGCUGGUUCUUUCUGUGGAGUCUGGGUCUGGCAGCAGUAAGGGUGGUGGUGUCAGCAGCAGCCCUGACCACCUGAGGGGGCAAGCUCUGACGGAUCUCUUCAACUCGCGGGUUGUCGAAGCUGAGGUGGUGAGACGACCAAUAAGCAGUUCAUCAUCUGGUUCAUCAUCCGGUUCAUCAUCCGGUUCAUCAUCCAGUUCAUCAUCCCGUUCAUCAUCUGGUUCAUCAUCUGGUUCAUCAUCUGGUUCAUCAUCCGGUUCAUCAUCUGGUUUAUCUGGUUUCUGGACGUCCUUACUCCCACCAGAACUUGAUGCCAGGUCCCACUCUGGAGUCAGAGUGAAACUGGAUGAUGACUCUGAGUGGCUCGUUCAUAAAGGAUCUGGAUAUGGAAGAUCCUCUCAGACUGUGGUGACUGAUGCUGAACACAUGAGCCCAGCCUGGGAGACAGAUAGAAAAAUAAAUGUUGAAAGAGAAACGACGGUUAGUGACUUGGUGGACGCUGGAGGAGCCAAUUACAACCCUCUCUGCAGCAACUGUCAUCAUGCUACACGUGACAUGGAGAGAAGGCUCGGUUAAAGCCACAGGUUCUUCUCUGCUCAGAGGGUGAAACCUCACAGAGAGGACGUGUCGUGUGGUUUUUAUUCCACCAGAGGGCCCCAGAGUCAUACAACCUGUCUCACUUCACUGGAACAGACAGAAAUGUGACUGUAAAUAAAGUUCGUCCCUUUGUCCUGAUGA